This is a messenger RNA of Anthonomus grandis grandis, 1342 nucleotides long. Its product is annotated as odorant receptor 43a-like. The transcript has 7 exons. The record is from RefSeq and is a predicted model, not a curated record. Gene Ontology annotation, molecular function: odorant binding; olfactory receptor activity. Gene Ontology annotation, biological process: sensory perception of smell; detection of chemical stimulus involved in sensory perception of smell. Gene Ontology annotation, cellular component: plasma membrane. NCBI's taxonomy places the organism in Eukaryota, Metazoa, Arthropoda, Insecta, Coleoptera, Curculionidae. Bases 1 to 1224 code for a protein of 407 amino acids.
AUGUAUCUAGACACCAAAUAUCUUCGCCUGCCAAUGAUAAGUUCCUCCGUGGUAGGAAUAUUUCCAUGGCAGUUUACGUUUCAGGAAGAUCCAAAAAACCAAAGAAAUUACGCCUUAUACUCAAGAUUCAUGUUGGGAGUUUAUAUGGUUAUUACUCUGCUUUAUUAUUCUCAAUUUUUUAUGUUAUUAAGAGAGAAUCCUCUAAGGCCAGAUGAAAUUGGAAGAUGCAUCUGCAUCUCUUUGAUAUCUACCAUGACAGUUGUAAGGCAAUUCGUGAUGAGAUUGCAUCCAGGGUAUAAGAAGUUGUUGACAUAUAUUAUUGAUACAGAAAGAUACAUUUUUGCUGGAAAAGAUCAGAAGGUUUUAAGUAUUUACAACAAAUGCACUAAAACCAUGACUACUAACUUGGCCAAAUAUCUAACUUUAGUCGGAAUUUUGGUGUUUUUACACGCCCUUAGGCCCUUUUUCACCGAAGAAUUCAAAAUGAUCGGUAAUGAAACUGUGGAAAUACGAAGCUUUCCGGUCCCUAGUUAUGUCCCAUUCGAUGAAAAUGCUCAUUUUGUGAAUGCUUACAUUUUUACUUUCAUAUCUCUAAUGAUUGGUGCAUAUUUCGUAAUCAACACAGACGUCCUGAUGUUUCCUUUAUUGAUGUAUCCUAUAGGUCAACUGGAAAUUUUACACCACAUUUUACAAAAUUUUGAUAAAUAUUCAGAGAAAAUAAAGGGACAAUUUCAGACUGAAAACGAAGAGACGGUGGCUUGUGCUGCUUUUUAUUAUUGCAUUCGCAAGCAUAAGGAAGUUAUACAAUAUAUGGAUAAUUUUAACCGUUCCAUGAGCCUCUUUAUGAUCUAUGACUUUGUUCAGAGUUCUUUGCAGUUUGCUUCUGUGGUAAUUCAGCUUUUAGUGGUCCAGACAUCCGUUUGGGACUGGAUUUUCGUAUCCAGCUUCGUAAUUUUCUCUGUGAACCGAUUGCAUAUGUAUUACUAUUAUGCCAAUGAAGUGUUACUUCUUAGUGAUAGUCUCUCCUCUUCCAUUUGGCAGUCUAACUGGUAUGAACAAUCAAAAAAAGUAAAAAACAUGAUGAUGAUUUUCAUGCUAAGGACUACUAACCCUUUAAAGUUUAAUAUUGGACCAUUUGGGUAUAUGUCUUUAGAUACUUUCAUCGCAAUUCUGAAGGCUAGCUAUUCAUAUAUUAUGCUGAUGUAUGAGACAAAGAAAACCUAAAUUUUAUUAGUAAAAAAAGAAAUUGACUUUAAAAUUAACAUGAAUUUAUAAAAAAAAGUAAGUUAACAAUUUUUUCUAAUUGAACUAAGAAACAAUUGAGCACGUAAUACUUAAAAUA